AUGGAGUACGAUACAGAGGAGAAGAUUGCUGCCUUGAGUGUCAUUGAACUCCAGUACCUCAAAACUUGGCAGCGAGUUGAAGACUUUGGUUCGGUCGCAGACACAGUAUUCGAGCACUAUGUCAAAAUCCCCAUGCGCGAUGGUCGCGAGUCAAUAUCCCGCAUCUACAUACCAUACCCGCGAGAGGACGCAAGGUCGUCGCCCGUCAUCGUCCUCCUCCAUGGAAGCAGAUUCAUCAGAGGCGAUCGUCAUCACCAGAACCCCUUCGCCAAGAUCUUGACUCGGCUCUUCAACGCAACGGUCAUCUGCCUCUCCUACCGCCUGAACGCAGCCCAUCCUUUCCCCGCAGCGCCCCACGAUGUAGAAGACGGGCUCAAGUGGAUUGCCGAGAACGCCGACACACUAGACGUCGACCUGAGUGCAGGCUUUAUCAUUGGAGGCCCAUCCAUUGGCGCGAACCUCGCGGCUGUGACGGCCCAAAAGACGGUGGAUGGCACCGUGGUGCUCAAGGCCCCUCUCACCGGUGUCUGGCUCAUGGCUCCGCUUCUCCUCGAGGAAGAGAUCGUGCCUCCCGAGUAUAAGAAUUUCUUUUUUGCAAGGGAGCAGAAUGCCAAGGACCCAAUGCUUAACAAAGCAGACUUUGAGCAUUUCAAAUCCAAGUACCUACCUGAUGUCAGAUCGGCAGAUUAUUCGCCAUUCAACUCUAACAGUCCUCAUGUCGGGAUGCCACGGACACAUCUGCAGGUUGGGGGUCUGGAUUUCCUUAGAGACGACGGGCUAGUCUACGAGAGAGCCCUGAGAGCUCACAAUGUUGAGACUCGGCUGGACGUGUAUCCCGGCGCUCCCCACGGGUAUCACACAUUCUUCGGAGUUAAAUCCGCGGUCAAGGCGAAUGUUGAUGCUUUCAAAGGUCUUCGUUGGUUGCUGAAAUCGGGGGUCUCAGACGAUGAGAUUGUGAAGGCAGUUUUUCCGGAGAUUACUAGUUUGUGA
Colletotrichum orchidophilum is the source of this 990-nucleotide messenger RNA. RefSeq names its product alpha/beta hydrolase fold-3 domain-containing protein. Gene Ontology annotation, molecular function: hydrolase activity. The record is from RefSeq and is a predicted model, not a curated record. Lineage: Eukaryota; Fungi; Ascomycota; Sordariomycetes; Glomerellales; Glomerellaceae. The transcript has 2 exons. The coding region runs from base 1 to 990 and encodes 329 amino acids.